CUCAACUACAAGCACAGGACAGUCGUCAGUGGAGAGGCUGCUCACUAUGGAUUAACCUCGGGACGCACAUAGAUCACCACGGGCUCUCUGCUGUACAGGACAGACGGUUAUUAGCGUUUUGGUCACUGUAACGAACUCCAGCAGGUAUGAUUCAGCGGAAUGAGGUUGUGCUGUCCGUUCUGGGCAAGCUCCAGGACGCCACCGAGUGCCCCGGCCUCGAGGCCCUCACCAAAGUGGCCAUGGAGGUGGAGCAGCUUCUCUCCCCUUUCCCCCUGCUCGCCGAGCCCUGCAAGGAGCUCACCUCGUGGAUGGGCAUCGACAACGUGGCCCACACCCUCUACCCGGCGGACGCGCCCGUGGGCCUGCUGCCGCUGGCCUGCAAGGGGGAGGGGAACCUGCUGUUCGACGCCGCCAGCAUGCUGCUGGUGGGCAGCGCCAGCCUGAGCCUGGAGCUGCAGGUGAGGACGGUGGUGGAGAUGCUGAUGUGGAAACGCUACUACCUGUCGGGCAUGAUCGACUCCAAGGUGAUGCUGCAGGCGGCGAGGUUCUCGCUGUGCGCCGAGGAGAGCGAGGACAUGCUGAACCUGCCCAUGGCCGUGCUGGAGGCCAUCUUCGACGCGGACGUCAAGGCCACCUGCUUCCCCGGGUCGUUCGCCAACAUGUGGCACGUCUACGCCCUGUCGUCCGUUCUGCAGUGCAACGUCUACUCCGUCUACCCCAUGUACAACCUGAAGAUCCGGCCGUACUUCAACAGGCUCAUUAGGCCCAGGGUCUGGCCGAAGGACUGCGAGCCGGCCACCCUCCACAUCAUGUGGUCCGGGGAGCUGGAGGACGCCUUUGUUUUCAAGCCGCACAACUUUGUGGCCCUGGUGAACGCCUGCAACCUGAACAUCGGCACCCCAAACAGCGAGCAAAGAGCUCUGCCAGUUAAGACUCUGCAAAUGCUGAACCAGGACUCGCGGCUGUCCUACUCGAGCCUCAAGGACAAGUUCAACAUCACCAAGAGCACCUUCUACCGCUGGAAAAGGCAAACGCAGGAGCACAGGCAGAAGUCGGCCGUCAGGUACGAGGCCAAACACUUCUUCCAGGCCUGCUACCUGGAGGGCAAGCUCAUACCUCUGCACCAGUUCAAGGAGUUCUUUCCUGAGAUCUCGCGGUCCACCUACUACGCCUGGAAGCACGAGCUCCUGUCCUCGGGCGGGAACCUGUCUGGGGGUUCUACCGGAGAAGUCAGUCCGGGAGAGAGCACGGAACCGGAGUCCUGGUCCUCUCCGGAAAGCAAGAACAACGAUCUCCAGGACAACAUCUCCACCUUCUUCACGUUCAACUCUGACAAGCUUGACGCGGAGCGCGGCCAAAGCCUCACCUUGAUGCAGGAGGCCAAGAAGUGCCUUCAGAAUUGCAUAGCGACAAACACGCCGUUCCCUUACAGAAUGUUCAAGAGGAACUUCCCUGGCAUCUCGAGAUCAACGUACUACAACUGGAGAAGGGAAGCCAUGCUGUUCAAUCCAAGCUACAAAGAUGGCACAGGCAGCAGUGAGGAUAGCUCUGACGGCGACAAGCCUCAGAGUCUGAAUGGCGAGCUCUCCCCCGACCUUGCAGUCAGACAUGUGUACGGGCAUGCCCCGAGGCCUAAGGUCUGGAGGCACAAGCACAUCGGUUUCCAGGUGGCGCACCUUCGCAACAAGAGACUGAGAGAGCAGGCCAAGGCCCACGCACAGAAGUCCAAAAUGACUCUGGCCAAGUUCAAAGUCAUGUUCCCCACCGUCUCCACCAGCUUCUACUGGUUCUGGAGAAACAAAACAAACCCGCAGCGAGAGAAGAUUCCGGACACUCCGCCGGUGCCGCCGAUACAGGAAGAUGAAGGCAUGGAUCUGUCUAUCCAACACGUACCUCGGACCAGCAUCACCGGUCCGACGGGGUCUCCUUUGGAGGAAGACGCUAAACUUUUGAACAAUGAGCCUAUGUCCCCUUACAAAGUCACCCUACCUGUGUACCCAGUCCCAGUUCCCCACAAAGCCCCCGAAGAGCAAAUGUUUGUCAUGGAUGUGGUGGCACUGGCCAAUUUUAAGGCCAAAGCCAAGUUGUUCCUGCAACAACGCUUUGAGGAAAAGUCCUUCCCCACCUUCAAGGAGUUCAGAUCUUACUUCCCCCUCACCCCACGCUCUACCUACUACAUGUGGAAAAGAGCCUUGCACCACGGUGUUCCAUUGAUUCAUGGUUGAUGCUUCCAAAUUGUAGUGUUUUACCCUGAAUUAAUUUAUGUCCAAGGUAUUCUCCCACUUCCCCACCACAUUUUUGGGGUGGUUCACAUUUUUUACAUUGAUCUGGACAUUUGGGGGGGGAAUCCACUAACGUUGGUCUGUGUUUUCAAAUUGAUAGGAGGGCUAAUCAUUAGAUCUCUGACUUGCAUCUUAAAAAUGUCCCUCUUCCUUUCCCUUACUUUUCUGUGCUCUCAGCUCGGGGUUAGUACAUUAGCAUGUGUGUGGAAUGAGACUGCCCUUAAGCUGUGCACCACUUAAGCCUUGAUGGCCCUUGGGCAAAAGGGUAGUUCAAAGCCAGAGAUAGCGAGGCUUCAAAUGGCUCUACGGCUCUUUGUUUGAGUGCCUUCUUUAAUCGCCUUGAACCAUUGUGACUGGGUCUCGCCUGUUUUACUUUGCCUAUCUAAUUUUAUUUUACUUGCGUUUAAGCUUUCAAAGUUUGUUCUCUUUUAAAGUCAAUAUGACCGACCACCUGAAGUUCACUGUAGUUGUACCAUUUGGUAGGCCUACUGUUCGUGAUGUAUGGUACAAAUCUUUCUAUAAUCCGUCUUCCGUCCGUUUUUAUUCUGAAAGAUAUAUUUUUGUAUUGACAACUGAAUGUUAUCUGUAUCUAGAAAUGAACGUGUCGUUGCGGCACUACUUAUGGUUUUUUGCCACUAUUUUUUUGAUGAAUUUUGUUCAGGUUAUUAAUCUACUAAAUUAAGACAUACAAUGUUCACAGAACACUAUUUUAUGAAAGGCAUACCAGGGUCUUUAUUUUAUUUUGCACACAGUGUUUGCAAAGGAUUAUGAAUGUCUGUGUGAUUGGAUUUUUUUUGUUGCUCUGAGAGAUCUAAAUCACCCUUUGUGUUACUACUACCUACAUUUCUUCCUUUUUGUUGUUUGACAUUUUUUAUAUAAUUGUUCAUCAAAAUGAAUUUCUUUAUUACCCCUUGAUUUUGUCACUUGGUAAUGUUCACAACCUACAUCUGUAAAUCACUGCUGCAUGACUGAUUACUGCACAUUGUUCAAUGGUAUCUCAAGUCGUUAGAUGAUUGGCCGGAGAUCCUCAUUGCUCAACGUUGGUGUUCUGUGUAAACCAGGGAUACACGUGUGCUUAGUAACUCACAAGGUAAAACAAUCUUUUUUUGUGCUGAAGUAUGAAAUCAAUAAACCAUCCUCUAAUGUU
Messenger RNA from Engraulis encrasicolus (European anchovy), 3429 nucleotides. RefSeq names its product vertebrae development associated (gene vrtn). The record is from RefSeq and is a predicted model, not a curated record. Gene Ontology annotation, cellular component: chromatin. Bases 147 to 2225 code for a protein of 692 amino acids. Lineage: Eukaryota; Metazoa; Chordata; Actinopteri; Clupeiformes; Engraulidae. Gene Ontology annotation, biological process: regulation of transcription by RNA polymerase II. The transcript has 2 exons.